This is a messenger RNA of Lactuca virosa, 1131 nucleotides long. NCBI's taxonomy places the organism in Eukaryota, Viridiplantae, Streptophyta, Magnoliopsida, Asterales, Asteraceae. The record is from the annotation of a GenBank genome assembly.
AUGAACAUAAACCGUGAUGAAGGAGUAGUUCAGGGACUAAACACAAUUAUACAGCUUGGGGCCCAAGAGACGUACGAAGUCGCAUAUAUAAUUCAAGCAGUUGUAAGCGGGGGCACAUCAAUUGUUACCCAUCGGCCUUCUCGCCAUCAAAUUCUAUCCAUUUCUAGGGUUAGGGUUUCUUUCAUCCCCAAAAAUUCCCAGGCUUUCCGAAUUCCGGCCGAUCAAUACACCAUGUCUUCAUCAUCUAAGGUUAUUGUUUUGAAAAGUUCCGAUGGAGAAACCUUCGAGGUUGAAGAAGCGGUGGCGUUGGAGUCACAGACGAUUAAACAUAUGAUUGAAGACGACUGUGCCGACACUAGUAUCCCUCUCCCCAACGUCACAAGCAAGAUCCUGUCAAAGGUUAUUGAGUACUGUAAGAAGCAUGUGGAGACACCGAAGACCGACGAUAAGGCAGCUGAGGACGAUCUGAAAUCGUUUGAUGCCGAGUUUGUUAAAGUGGAUCAGGGGACUCUAUUCGAUCUCAUUUUGGCUGCUAACUAUCUGAACAUAAAGAGCUUGUUGGAUCUGACAUGCCAAACAGUUGCAGACAUGAUAAAGGGAAAGACACCUGAAGAGAUCCGCAAAACAUUCAACAUCAAGAAUGAUUUCACCCCUGAAGAAGAGGAAGAGGGCUUUUUGUUCCCGAUCCUUCCGCUCGCUUUAUCUUCCUCAGCACAAAACCUCCGAUCUUCUCCUAUCUUCUUCUUCACCGAUCCUGACUACUUCAUCGACCUCUAUUACAGCCUCUUCUCCUCUUCUCGCCUAACCAUCUUCCCUCUGCUUUUCUCUGUUUUGUGUCACCGCCAGACCAUACCAGCGCAUGUUGCUAUACACGUGUUGGUCGGUGUGUUACAGACGUUGCUGCACGGUAGACCAUGUUACCGCCUCCACUCCCUGUCACACCGCCUCGCUCUUUCUCCGAUUAAAUUUUAUCCACCACUUCCGGUGCCUUCUACUACUUCUACUGCUUUCAUCCCGUCGAUUGCUUCUCUCUCUUCUUACGACUUCGUUGCAGCUCCUCAGUCCCACCAGUCCUCCCUCUACUCAACCAUCACUAUCGAUUCCUACUUAAACUUCGGUCGUCGUUGUUGA